UAUGGAGGAAAAUAGAGAAAUGAGUUGAUCUCACGCCUUUCUCUCUCUCUCUCUCUCUUUCCGGCCACCAGCACCACCACCAUCGUCUGAACUGGCCGUCGAGGGAGCGGUGGGAGAGGCGUCGAUUGGACUCCCAUUGGGCAUCUCGGCCGUCCAUGGGCGUCGUCAGAAGUCUACAGCCAAUGCCGGAGUUGCUGUUUCCAUUUCCUUGUGGGGAGAAGACGGAGGAGAAGGAGCCGUUGGGCGCCUGAGCUCGACAGGGCAACGGCGGAAGAAUCUUGGCCGUAGAUGAAAAUCUGGAGGGUCCAGAAAGACCAGAGGCUGGCGGACCUCAAGCCGGUGCUCAUCAUCCUCCACCUGCUCAUCAAUCUCAGGUACAUCGGCUACCCGGCCGGCAGUCACCGGAAAACUCGACGAAAAAUGCUCUGGUUCGCGAAGCUCUCCGGUUUCGCCUCGUUGGCCAUGGUCAUGAUCGUCCUCUUCCCUCCUUUGCCGUCCGUCCCUCCUGCCGAGGCGUCCCGAGAAGUCCUCCUACAGCCCUUGCCCCAGGCCCUCGCCGCGGGGAACCACUUCGCCUUUCGCAAGGCGCGGGCGUUCCGCAAUGCCGCGGAAUGUGCGCGGCCGGCGCGAGGCGCGGCGACCGUUUGUGACCCGUCGCUGGUGCACGUCGCGAUCACGCUCGACGCCGAGUAUCUUCGGGGAUCGAUGGCCGCCGUUCACUCCGUUUUGCGGCAUUCGGUCUGCCCGGAAAACGUUUUCUUUCACUUCCUUGUCUCCGACCCGGCGGCCUCCUAUUUCGAGCUCCUCCUCCGUUCCACCUUCCCCCUUUUGAGAUUCAAAUUCUACUUCUUCGAUCCCGAUGUCGUCCGUGGGCUCAUCUCGUCGUCGGUCCGGUCGGCGCUCGAGCAGCCGCUCAACUUCGCCCGGAACUACCUCGGCGACCUGCUCGAGCCCUGCGUCCGGCGGGUCAUCUCUCUCGACUCGGACGUCGUCGUCGUCGAUGACAUAGCGAAGCUGUGGGGCACCAAGCUGGGGUCGAGGACCAUCGGAGCGCCGGAAUAUUGCCACGCGAAUUUUACGAAAUACUUCACAAGCGGUUUCUGGACCGACGAGCGGCUAUUCCACACGUUCCGAGGGAGGAAGCCCUGCUACUUCAAUACGGGGGUAAUGGUGAUCGACCUUGAGCGAUGGCGGAGGUUCGGCUACACGCGGCAGCUAGAGCGAUGGAUGGAGGUUCAGAAGGCGCGGCGGAUCUACGAGCUUGGUUCACUUCCGCCCUUCCUCCUCGUCUUCGCCGGGAAAGUGCAGCCGAUCGACCACCGGUGGAACCAGCACGGCCUCGGCGGCGACAACGUCCGGGGAAGCUGCCGAGAUCUGCAUCCCGGUCCGGUUAGUCUGCUCCACUGGAGUGGGAGCGGCAAGCCUUGGAACCGGCUCGACUCCAACCGCCCGUGCCCUCUUGACUCGCUCUGGGCUCCUUACGACCUCUAUGACCCUUCUUCCUCCUCCGCCUCUGCCUCCUCCUAGUGCCAGUCGCGAAAAAGGGAAACCUUUCCACAGUGGCCGUUUCCGGCGUGCAGCCGCCGGACAAGGGGGCCAGUUCGUGGUCCGUUAUCUCUUUCUUCUUCCAUUUUUCUUCUUAUUUUUCAGUUUUUUGGAUUAAUUGCUGUUGAUUCUCGUUGUUCUUCUUUCAUAUUUUUGUUGGGAUUAUAUAAUUACAUUUCUCUUGUA
Nymphaea colorata (pocket water lily) is the source of this 1731-nucleotide messenger RNA. Its product is annotated as probable galacturonosyltransferase-like 7. Gene Ontology annotation, cellular component: Golgi apparatus. Gene Ontology annotation, molecular function: glycosyltransferase activity. Bases 289 to 1527 code for a protein of 412 amino acids. The transcript has a single exon. Lineage: Eukaryota; Viridiplantae; Streptophyta; Magnoliopsida; Nymphaeales; Nymphaeaceae. The record is from RefSeq and is a predicted model, not a curated record.